Molecule: messenger RNA, 3040 nt
Organism: Lingula anatina
Lineage: Eukaryota; Metazoa; Brachiopoda; Lingulata; Lingulida; Lingulidae
Molecular function (GO): protein binding
Source: RefSeq, a predicted model, not a curated record
AAUAAUCUUUCAUUCCCCUUAAUCAAGUUAAAUAUUAUGUCAUAAAUGUGAACGAAUAUAUGUUUGUCAUAUCAAUCGUUAUCAUAUAUGAAAUGUUUAAAAAGAAUGUGACGAAAGUAAAUUAUUUGCUGAUAAAGUAUGCUAUUUUUGGUACGUAAUUGCUGUGAAGAAUUUGGCAAUCCAUAUCUGCAAAAGGAAACUCGGUCAGAUCGUAUCGUAUUUCUCUUCAGCAAAGGUGGAGGAUGUCGUUGAAGAAGGAGACACCCUCUGACCAGCUUCUCCACCUGGCGUCAUUGCAGGGGAAUUUGGAGCAGCUGAGGAAAGUAUUGGACAGCGGCAGAGUUCAUGUAGACUGCAAAGAUAAGGAGGGGACAACUCCCCUUAUCUUAGCCUCUGCUAACAAUCACCUGGACUGUGUUAAAGAACUCCUAAAACAAGGGGCUGACCCUGGAGCAAGGAGAUUGACUGGUACAUGUGCAUUGUUCUUUGCUGCUCAAGGAGGCUAUUUAGACAUAGUGAAGGAACUGCUGGAGAAUGGGGCACCUGUUGACCUGCCCAGCUAUGAUGGAGGUACACCUUUGUUUGUGGCCUGUCAGUGUAACCACUUAGAUGUGGCUGAGGAACUGAUAGCACGCGGAGCAGACAUUCAGGCAGAGAUGAUAGAUGGAGCCACUUCACUGUUCAUAGCAGCACAGAAUGGACAUUUGAAAAUGGUGAAAUUCCUACUCUCCAAGGGAGCAAAAGCCAAUGCAAGGAGAAAGGAUGGCGCCAGUGCUCUGUGGAUAGCCUGUCAGAUGGGGCAUGUCACAGUUGUGAAGGAACUCAUUGAUGCUGGUGCAGAGAUUGACUGUGUUAGAGAAGAUGGAGCCACCCCAUUAUUUAAGGCAUCCCACAAAGGUCACCUGGAGGUGGUGAAAGAACUGCUGAAAUGUAAACCUAACUUGGGAGUGAUAAAGAAUGGAGAGAGCGCACUUCAUGCGGCAGCUUUGUUUGGGCAGUUAAAAAUAGUGAAGGAACUCAUUCAAGCAGGAGCAAAACUGGAUCUAAAAAACAACGAUGGCCAGGUGCCGACAGACUUGGCCAGAGAGGCUGGUUAUGUGAAUGUUGUGGAAUACCUAGAAAAACUGGCAGAGAUCACCCCCACCUCCACCCCCACCAGCGCCGGUCCCACCGACACCGUCACCAUCACCACAGAGAAGACAGCAGCAUGAAUGGUGACACCUGGUGCACAGAGAGAGAACUACAGACCAGAGCUUAUAGAACAGUUUGCUGGCAGCUGGCUGUAGUGCUUGUAUUCACUGCCAUACUACUGACUUCUGCUAGGAGCACAAACACCAAAGUAUAUGCAGCUGACAAAUCAACUAGAACUAUUUGAAGGACAAGAUUUGACAAAAACUUCCAAAUAUUUAUAAGUUGCAAGAGAUAAGUCAGGUUGAACAAGGAUGAGGUUUUGGCAAAAUCUCCCAGCAUUUACAAUAAGUUUCUUGGCAAAAUGUUCCAAAAUUUACAAGUGGCAGAAGACAGAUCCCAUGUUGCCAAUACCAAAGUAAUUGUUUUUAUACAGUUAUAAUUGUCCCUAUUGACAGUUAUGUGGUCCCUGGUAAGCAGCAGCCACUAUGAGAUUUGCUUGUAUGAAUCAGUUAACUUUCCAGUACAUAGGAUGGCAUGGCCUACUUAGCAAUGUGAUCUGGUAUAGCUGGUUAAGAUAACAGGAAACUUCUAUACAUAUUGCUGUUGACUGUUCAUUUUAUUGUGAAGUGCACUGAGAAGUCUGAUAGCACAGCAUUGCUUUGAAUUUGUUUUAUGAUAUUGGAUAUGUUCCAGCUAGCUCAGUGGAUUGACGUAUAUUCAGACUGUUUCAGUGCUGUAGGCAAAUCAUGUGACAAAUCAUUGUCACCAGAGCAGUUGUCAUGGUGAUUGAACUGCUUCAUGUAUAUUACUUCCUGAUUGUUUGUUAAUGAUUAGUGAUGUAAAAACUUAGCAUAUCAAGGAUUAGUUGACAGUCUCCUAGGAUCACCAUCUCCAAAUAGUCCUCAAUUUCCAUAUACCUCUAAACGAACCAUAAGUAAUUGCCAAAGACCAUUUAUUUUCAUAUAUGUUGAUAACUUAUUUAUUUGAUGGUGGUAGAGUGGGGAUGGGGGGGGGGGCUAUUAGAAAGCACAAAAUCCAUGGAAUUAAGUCUCGUUUUGAAUAGUUUAUGCCGACUUGUGCGGCAGUGCUUCCUGUGUGACUAACUAAAUAUAGAAACAAAGUCCUGCCACUGCUCAAAAUACUCUCUGCAGCCUCCAUACUAAUGUGAAGUAUUGGCGUCUCCUCACUUCCCUGUUUUCUAGAGAUUGGCUGGAUGGGAUGUCAUUGUAAAAAUUCUAUGUAUUUAUUGUUAAACUUGAGCAUGAUAGACGUUCAGCUGAACAUUUCAUAUCCUACUGCUUGUAAACAUUUUAUCUAGUCUGCCGUCUGUAGCAUGUAUGUAAUUUAUGAAUCUCUAUUUUAAAGUGUGCAAUAGUAAACGUAUUAACAGAUGUAUUAUGAUGGCUUGAAGUUGAGAAUAGGCUCAUUGUAUGCAGUGAGGUUCUUGCCACGCUUUUUCCAACGUGUACUAUGCAUGGCGAUUACACUCGAAGACGUCUUUUUUUUACAUAUACAGGUGAGAAAGCCAAGUGUUCGAUAGAGUGCAGUCGUGGCUGAUGUAUCAUUUUUGGGUGGAUAGUUUGUUAGUGCGUACGUUAUUUAAAAUGUUGUAUAUUGUGGUGACAGGUAGGGGUUAGCGCAGAUAAAAAUAUUAAAGACUGGUACAUGUACUUAACCAGUUGGUACCUCUCAUACAGUUGUAUAUUGGCACCAACAUCGGGAAACGCAGGACCCUUUAAACGGGUGUGUGCAUUGCAAAUAUUUUGUAAGUUUCUAGGCUUUUUAUUACGUGAUAUAGCAUUUUGUUGCCGUUUUUGUUCUAUUUUAUUGUGACUGGCGUCAUAUUUGACCAGUUCAUUUUUUAACGAAAAGUAAAAUAAAGUGUUCGUCUUUUGCAAAACCAAGUGUU